AUGAACCCAAGUCGGCGCGCAUACUUCGAAGAGCGCUACAACACAUGGGAGCACGAGUCCACGCCGCCGUUCCACUACGGCACGCACUACUCCACCGCCGCCUUCGUGCUCAACUGGCUCGUGCGAAUCGAGCCGAUGACGACGAUGUUCCUGGCGCUGCAGGGGGGCAAGUUCGACCACCCCAACCGGCUGUUCUCCUCCAUCGCCAUGUCCUGGAAGAACUGUCAGCGGGACACCUCUGACGUCAAGGAGCUGAUCCCUGAGCUGUUCUUCCUGCCCGAGAUGCUUGUAAACAGCGCAGGCUACCGACUCGGCCUGCCGGACUCACCGUCUGGAGACGUGAUCCUUCCACCCUGGGCCUCGUCCGCUGAGGAGUUCGUGCGGAUCAACCGAAUGGCACUCGAAUCAGAGUUCGUGUCCUGCCAGCUGCAUCAGUGGAUCGACCUUAUCUUUGGAUACAAGCAGAGAGGGCCCGAAGCCGUCCGCGCCACCAACGUGUUCUACUACCUAACAUACGAGGGCGGCGUCCGUCUCGACCAGAUCACCGAGCCCGUCACCCGCGCGGCCGUCGAGGACCAGAUCCGAAGCUUCGGACAAACCCCGGCACAGCUGCUCAGCGAACCUCACCCACCGAGGGCGUCUACUAUGCAUCUGGCGCCGCUAAUGUUCGCCGCGGCGCCAGAUGAUGUGUGCCUCAGGCUGAAGCUGCCUUCGAAUGCCGCUGUUGUUCAUGUGUCCGCGAACACGUAUCCGCAGCUUGCGAUGCCUGCUGCCGUUACGGUGAGCGCGGCGCGCGCGUUCGCGGCGCACCGCUGGGCGGGCGGCGGCUGCGCGCACGCCGGCGCGCGCCACGCCGCCGACCACGCCGCGCCGCCCGCCGCGCCGCUGCUCAUGGACCCUGUCUGGGCAAACGGCGGCGCCGCUGCGUUAGCCCGACGACAGCUCGGCGACAACUUCUCGCAGCGAGUCCGCGCGAGGACCAACUGCUUCGUCACCACGGUGGACUCGCGGUUCCUCAUCGCGGCUGGCUUCUGGGACAAUUCCUUCCGCGUCUUCUCUACAGAGACAGCCAAGAUCGUCCAAAUAAUCUUCGGCCACUACGGCGUCGUCACUUGCGUAUGCCGGUCGGAGUGCAACAUCACGUCCGAUUGCUACAUCGCAUCCGGGUCGGAAGACUGCACCGUGCUGCUCUGGCAUUGGUCCGCGCGGCACGGCGGCAUCGUGGGUGAAGGCGAGACGCCGGCGCCGCGCGUAACGUUGACGGGCCACGACGCUCCCAUUAACGGAGUCCUGGUGUCUGCUGAGCUAGGCUUGGUUAUUUCUUCAUCAGUCAACGGCCCCGUCCUGAUCCACACGACGUUCGGCGAGCUGCUGCGCGCGCUGCCGGCGGCGGAGGGCGUGGCGGCGCCGCGGCAGCUGGCGCUGUCGCGCGAGGGCGUGGUCGUGGUGGCCUACGCGCGCGGCCACCUCGCCGCCUACACGCUCAACGGCCGCCGCCACCGCCACGAGACGCAUAACGACAACUUCCAGUGCCUGCUCCUGUCCCGCUGCGGCGAAUACCUAGUUUGUGGAGGCGACGCGGGCGUGGUGGAGGUGUGGCGCGCCUUCACGCUGGCGCCGCUGUACGCCUUCCCGCCCGCCGGCGCGGCCGUCUGCUCGCUCGCGCUGUCGCACGAUCAGAAAUUCCUGCUCGCGGGUCUAGAGAACGGUUCCCUCGUGGUAUUCCACAUCGACUUCAACCGCUGGCACCACGAAUACCAGCAACGCUACUGACUGCAGUAACCAACUACAGUAAACCCGGCUGCAGUAGUCACCGACUGCAGUGCGUGUAAUUAAUUCAAUUAAAUCUCUAGUUAAAUAUUACGAAUGAAUUUAGUACUCGCGUUAGUUGUUUCGUUUGUCGCUUGCGGCGAUUACGAACGCGAUUAAGGCAGGUUCACUCCGAUAGUACCUCUCAUGUGACUUUAUGAAAACUUUAGCAUGAAGCUAGUCGAAUAAUUUGAUGACUAUCUCAAUAUUCUUAGUCAAUUCUCAAAGGGAUUUCAAAUGCAAAGGUGUGUCCCGAUCUAGUUUGUUGUAGAUUGCGCACUGUAUGCGAACCUUGCACGAGUUGCGCAAGUCAGGCGCGCAAUCUAAAGCAAAAUGCUUGCACGUUCGCUAAAUUUGGACACAUCACACAUGUGUGGUACUAAAACGAGGUAUUUAAAGUAACACUAUUUACACAAAGCGGUGUAUUUUAUUCGCAACGAUAUAAUCGCCCUGGAAUUAAAAAUGGCUUGAAAUGAUUUAGGUAAUGUUAAAGGGCUUUCGUGUAAAUAGUGUAGUGUUAGAGCAGUAAUAUAAGGUAACGUUGACGUCACUGGUUGUAAACUAUUUGAUAUUUUGUGUGAGCCGUAGCAAAAAGCUAAUUUAAUUAACAUUUACAUUCCAUUUUCAAAGUAUUAUUUUAAUUUUAUUUUUGUGAGUAGAUUAAGUUUACAAUAUUAUUUAAUAUUUACAACAUUUAUUGAAGAUUAUUUAGUAGUGCCAUAGGAUAAUGUUUUAAUAAUUGACUUAAAGUAUUGUAUGUACUUAUUAUAAACGUACGAUCUCCAACGAUUGGCGUCCAUUUAAUCGGUUGACAUAAUAGUUAAUUAAUGUACUUAAUUUAUACAUUUUGGUGCAAUAUUUAUAAUUUAUUUACAGAUUAUUAUUGUAUGUAUUAAUUAUAAAUUGUAUGGUAUUAUUUCAGUAUUGAUCGAUAUAAAUAUUAUUUCAAUUAAUUUUAUUGCAAUAUCUAUUAUAAGCUUGGGAAUUUUCCGAUCAAUUUCAAUAUAUGUUUUGAUAAGAAUUCAAUCUGUUCUAAGUGUACUUAACUUGUCUUUAAGAAUCAUUUUUGCAGCUCCUUCUAUUUAUUACUUCUCUAUUCUUGUUAUAUUGGUGAUGGGCUUCUUGUACUUAAUUAUUGUAGGAAAUUAUUAAUUUUGUUUGUUUAAGAUUUUUGGUUUUUAUUAAAUGGUUAUACAAAUAUUUUA
Molecule: messenger RNA, 3014 nt
Organism: Cydia splendana
Lineage: Eukaryota; Metazoa; Arthropoda; Insecta; Lepidoptera; Tortricidae
Product: neurobeachin-like
Exons: 11
Coding region: 1-1773 (590 amino acids)
Biological process (GO): intracellular protein localization
Cellular component (GO): membrane; cytosol
Molecular function (GO): protein kinase binding
Source: RefSeq, a predicted model, not a curated record